Molecule: messenger RNA, 2625 nt
Organism: Zygotorulaspora mrakii
Lineage: Eukaryota; Fungi; Ascomycota; Saccharomycetes; Saccharomycetales; Saccharomycetaceae
Gene: CCR4
Product: CCR4-NOT core exoribonuclease subunit CCR4
Exons: 1
Coding region: 1-2625 (874 amino acids)
Biological process (GO): nuclear-transcribed mRNA poly(A) tail shortening
Cellular component (GO): nucleus; CCR4-NOT complex; cytoplasm
Molecular function (GO): protein binding; poly(A)-specific ribonuclease activity
Source: RefSeq, a predicted model, not a curated record
AUGAACAAUCCAUCGUUGUUAGGCUAUCCGAGCCUCGGGCCGCAGCAUCAGCCCAAUAUGAUGCCCAAUAUGCGAGCAGACACGCCUCUUGGGCUUCACCAGCAAUUGCAUAACAAUCCUAUGAUGAGGCCCAACCAGGGCGGUGUAGUUGAUGGGGGUGCGGGCGGCGCAGCUGCCAUGGCGCCCCCGGGUCUUCUAAAUCCAAAUAUUGGAGGUGGCGAUAACAAUUCUCAUCAAUUAUUAAACCACUUGAACCAUGGAAACUCGCUUGGUGGCAACAUGGAUGCACAUAGCAUUGGACCUGAUAGGGCAAUCCACCUAAACUCAGGUAACUUAAAUGUGAACUUGAAUUUGAAUGUAAACGUCGAUCCGAAUGCAAAGAAUCCGCUUUACCACCCGCAUUUAGAGGAUCCCUCACUUUUGAAUAAUCCGAUUUGGAAACUGCAGCUGCAGCUGGCCGCUGUUUCGAUUCAGUCAUUAGGCCAACCCAACGUAUAUGCAAGACAAAAUGCUAUGAAAAAAUAUCUAGUAAAUCAACAGCAACAACAACAACAGCAACAACAGCAACAACAACAACAACAACAACAACAACAACAACAGCAGCAACAACUACAACAGCAGCAGCCACAGGGGCAGAUAGAUGCGCAACGGCAGCAAAUGGGGUUGGCGCAACAGAUGCCAGGCUUACAGCAGAAUAAUUUAUCAGGAUCACUGUUGCUGCCUUCACAGCAAGGGCUUUUGCAAGGAGGACAAGCUCCUCAAGUCUCUGAUGCCUCUGUAUCUUUGGUGGACCGCACGAAACAACUGCUGAUGGAAAUGGCGACGGAUACAAAGGAGGGAUUAUCCGCGGCCGCUGCAGCAAAUGAUAAUGGAUCCAACAACGGUUCUAUUCUUUCUAUGUCGGGUGCAACGUCAAAUUCAAAUACAAGGAAUGGUGGCUUAUCAACUCCAACUACUCCCAAGACAGAACUACAUCACAUGAGGGAGCAAUUAACAGGGACACCGGCAUUACUUUUACAACACAAGAAACUUUCACAGUUCAACAUAGAUGAAGACGAUGAAGUUGAAAAUAGAAGAGUACUUCCAAAGGAUACCAAGUUUGACGAUCAAUUAUGGCACGCGAUAGAUUUUUCCAAUUUACAAAUUUUCAAUAUCAAUUUGAACCUUUUCAAAUAUACUUUUCUCACAAGGUUAUAUCUUAGUGGGAAUAGUUUAACGUCCAUUCCACCUGAGAUAAAAAAUUUGAAUAACUUGCGUGUAUUAGACGUCUCUCAUAAUAAAUUGACCUCGUUACCAAAGGAAUUAGGUGCGUGCUAUCAGCUAAAAUACUUGUAUUUUUUUGAUAAUAUGGUGUCAACGCUACCAUGGGAAUUUGGAAAUUUAUUCAAUUUACAGUUUCUCGGUUGCGAAGGCAACCCAUUAGACAAACAUUUGUUGAAGUUACUGUCAGAAAAAUCAGUUACAGGACUCAUUUUCUACCUGAGAGAUAACAGGCCGGAAGUACCAAUGGUAAAAGAUCGUGAAUUUUUUGAAUUCAGUGUCGAUGGUGAGCUGACAGAAAAAUACCCUUCUAUCAGAGAAUCUAAUGAACAUUUCAAUCGUGAUUUGUCAAAAAGAAGCUUCACCAUCUUAUCAUACAAUACUUUGUGCCAACAUUAUGCAACACCGAAGAUGUACCGCUAUACACCUUCGUGGGCUUUGAGUUGGGAUUAUAGGCGUAACAAGUUAACGGAACAAAUUUUAUCUUAUGCGUCUGACAUUAUUUGUUUACAAGAGGUUGAAGCUAAAACUUUUGAAGAAUAUUGGGCUCCGCUGAUGCAAAAAAACGGGUAUUCAGGCAUCUUCCAUGCUAAGACGAGAGCAAAAACAAUGCAAUCAAAGGACUCUAAAAAAGUUGACGGUUGUUGUAUUUUUUUCAAAGAUGCUGAGUUUAAAGUUACUUAUAAGGAUGCUGCAGAUUUCAGUGGUGUUUGGAUGAAACAUAAGAAAUUUCAAAGAACCGAAGAUUACUUGAAUCGUGCAAUGAAUAAAGACAAUGUUGCAAUAUAUAUGAGACUGCAACAUAUCAAGAGUGGCGAAUCUGUUUGGAUUGUGACGACUCAUUUACAUUGGGAUCCUCAGUUCAACGAUGUCAAAACUUUCCAAGUGGGUGUUUUAAUGGAUCAUUUGGAGACUUUGUUAAAGGAGCAAAACAACACAUCUUUUAAGCAAGAUAUCAAGAAAUGUCCCGUGAUAUUAUGCGGUGAUCUAAAUUCGCAACUGAAUUCAGCUGUUUACGAAUUAUUGAGCACAGGCCGCGUGCAGGCUCAUGAAGAUAUUCAUGGACGAGAUUUUGGUUACAUGACACAAAAGAACUUUUCACAUGGGUUAGCAUUGAAAUCUAGUUACAGCUAUAUCGGUGAAUUACCGUUAACAAAUUUUACCCCAUCAUUUACAAGCGUCAUUGACUAUAUAUGGUUCUCUACUCAAGCCUUACGCCUUCGUGGACUGUUGGGUCCGGUAGACGAGACAUAUAUUUCCAAAUUCAUCGGUUUUCCAAAUGAUAAAUUUCCAAGUGACCACAUACCACUUUUGGCAAGAUUCGAAUUUGUUAAAGGAGGAGCCGGCUCAAGUAGAAAGGUAUAA